GUUCGGAAUAAGCGGCUGCACGUUUAUAUAAUUUAACAACUUUUACACACUUUAAUCUUCUGUUUGGUACAAUGUCACAGGUUUUAAAAGCACCUCCUAAGUUUCUGCCUUCCGAGUGGAAACAUGUGAAACAAGUGUACUUGAGGAGUGCAGAGGCCGAGCGGUCUCGCUCUGAGAGACUCACGGCAGAGUGUAAGAGACUGAUCGAGGAGACGGAGAAGUCUGUGAGACGCAUGGAGCAGGAUACUAACUACAGCCUGGAGAAGAGACUCAAAGAUGUCAAGUUCUGGAAGCAGGAGCUGGAGCAGAAACUGCACGAGAUGGUCCAGGAGAUCGAGCUGCUCGUGACAAUAAAGGAGCGAGUAGAGCGAGCUCUGGGGAGUUGCGCCGAGCCGCUUCAGGCCGCUGUUGAUUGUCUUCACGAGAGGGAGAAACGGGUGGAGACGGACCUGGUCCAUGACGAUGUGGACAGGGAGCUCUUGAAGGAGAAGGACGUGAUCGAGGGAGUGACGGCACUCCUUCAGCGCACUCUGGAGCAGAUCAUCGAGCAGAUCAGACUCAAUCGCUCUGCUAAGUACCACCUGGAGAAAGACCUGCGGGAUAAAUUUCAAGCCGAACGCAUCGACGAUUUCUGCUCCCUGCUCAGCAGCUCCGCCUUGAGCAUCGAGGGGCAGGAUGGAGCGAGACAGCGUGGCAUUGGAGGACUCGCCGUGACUCCUCUGGAAUGGGAGACGUUCUCCGACGUAAACAUCAACAAAGCGGAGAAGGAGAGAAACAACUCGGUGUCUCUGCGGGCGCUGGUGGAGAAUCUGCUGGUGCAGACGGCGGCGGACGUCCGGAAGCAGUACGAGGCCACCGGCUCAGCCCUGACGCUCCGCAUCCAAGAGACCAGGAGUAUUAAAGCGGAGCUGGAAGAUCAGCUGAGCAAGCUGCUUGCGGAGGUUGCGAGUCAGGAACAGAACAUCGAGGCGUUAAAAGUCGCCAUUGCUGAUAAGGAGGGGCCGCUCAGUGUGGCGCAGGCGCGGCUGCAUGCGCGCGAUCAGCGACCCAGAGUCGAGCUGUGCAAAGAUCAAGCUCACAAACAGCUACUCACUGAAAUGCAACAGCUCAUGAGUCACAUCACCAGGCUGAAAGAGGGUCUGGCUGAUUCAGAGAUGGAGCUCAGAGCGCUGACUCGAAGUCAACUGCUCCUGGAGGAGGAGAUCCAGGUCAAAGCGCAUUCGCUGUACAUAGACGAAGUGAUCUGCACUCAGAUCCGUCAGCCAAUCACUAUUCACGACUUCUGAAAGAAUAAACGACUUGAUUGCAGAAAA
Molecule: messenger RNA, 1313 nt
Organism: Clarias gariepinus (North African catfish)
Lineage: Eukaryota; Metazoa; Chordata; Actinopteri; Siluriformes; Clariidae
Gene: tekt1
Product: tektin 1
Exons: 8
Coding region: 72-1286 (404 amino acids)
Biological process (GO): cilium movement involved in cell motility; cilium assembly
Cellular component (GO): microtubule cytoskeleton; nucleus
Source: RefSeq, a predicted model, not a curated record